ACUGCUUCAACAGGGAGAACUGCGACACGCGCUACGACACCAUGCGGAGGCUGAUGAGCUCCAAGGAGUGGCCCGCGACCAGAGUGGGAACGGGGAUCCUGUCAUCGCAGCCGGAGGAGAACCCCCACUGGUGGAACGCCAACAUGGUGUAAGGAGAGACCGCUCGGGGAGAUGGGUUCUGCUGUCACAGCACCUCCUGCUUUGGGGUAGCCAGAAUGCUGCAGGGGCAGAAUGCUGCAGGGACAGAAUGCUGCAGGGACAGAAUGCUGCAGGGACAGAAUGCUGCAGGGACAGGUUAAGGCCAGCAGCCCUGGAGGAAAUUGCCCGUUUCCUCAUUCGUUGCCAUACACGUCUCUAACUGAAGCUGUGCUGGCCAGGACUGGAGAACCCCAAGUCCACCCUGCGAGGAGCUGUGGGGUGAUGGAGAAGGACUGGGGGUAACUGAGAGCCUUCUCAAAUAGAUGAGGUGGCAAAUCCCAUGGCACGUUGUAUGUCCGCCAGCUUGGGGGGAACACAGAGUCACUCUUUUAGUUCAAAGAAGAGAAAUGAGAAAGAUCCGUUUAUACACGUCUGCGUAGGAGGGAAAAGCAGAGGGAUGUGAACAUGCCUCCUGCAAGCUGUAGGCAAAUUGGGAAGGUAAAAUCAUUUCCUCACGGCCCCUCUGCGGCUGCACUCAGCAUUGCCCGGCAGUGUUGGUGUCUUCCCAACGUAGGUGUGACAGAGCUGAAGCACAGAGUUCCCCUGUGCAGCCACCACCGUGUCAGUGGGAGCUGAGGGCAACAUCACAGCCCUCUGCCCUGCCCACCAAGCGCAGCGCUUCAGUUAGAUCGAGACAAGUCGCGUUAUUUGUUGAUUUAUCUCGGUAAAGCCACCAGUGCUAGGAGGAAAUUGCAAGGCUCGGGUCUAACUGUGGCUCGGUGUGCAGGAAGAUUCAUCCCGUAUUGCUCAAGUGAUGUUUGGAGCGGUGCCUCUUCCAAGUCUGAGAAAAAUGAAUACGCCUUCAUGGGAGCGCUGAUCAUCCAGGAGGUCAUCAAGGAGCUCGUGGGAAAAGGUCUUAGCACUGCAAAAGUGCUGCUGCUGGCAGGGAGCAGCGCUGGAGGAACAGGAGUGCUCCUGAACGUGGAUCGCGUGGCGGAGCAGCUGGAGGAGAUGGGCUACCAAGGGAUUCAGGUUCGCGGCUUAGCAGACUCCGGGUGGUUCCUGGAUAAUAAGCAGUAUCGCAGGACUGACUGUAUCGAUACCAUAACGUGUGCUCCAACAGAAGCCAUCAGAAGAGGAAUAAGGUAUUGGAAUGGUAUUGUUCCUGAACGCUGCAAGCUGCAGUUUAAAGAGGGAGAAGAAUGGAAUUGCUUUUUUGGGUAUAAGAUUUACCCCACUCUCCGAUGUCCAGUCUUUGUUGUCCAGUGGCUGUUUGAUGAGGCCCAGCUUACUGUAGACAAUGUGCACCUCACUGGCCAGCCUGUUCAGGAGGGGCAGUGGCUCUACAUCCAGAAUCUGGGUAGGGAGCUGAGGAACACCUUGAAGGACGUGACUGCUAGCUUUGCUCCUGCCUGUUUGUCUCAUGAGAUCAUUACACGCAACCAUUGGACAGACAUCCAGGUGAAGGGGACAUCGUUACCCCGCGCCCUGCACUGUUGGGAUCGGAGCCUACACGAGAGCAACAAAAAUGGGAAGGCCCCUCUGAAGGGUUGCCCAAUUCAUCUGAUUGACAGCUGUCCAUGGCCUCACUGCAACCCCUCGUGCCCCACUAUCAGGGACCAGUUCACAGGGCAGGAGAUGAACGUGAUCCAGUUCCUCAUGCACAUGGGUUUUGAUGUUCAGAAGAUGGCACAGCAGCAGGGCCUGGAGCCCAGUAAACUUCUGGGGAUGCUCAGCAGUGGUAAUUAGGAAGGGAUCUUCUGAGGGCAGAGAGAUUAGAUCAGGAGGAGACUUGGAGCCCUUCUCCCACACUUUCUCAUCUUCCUUACGCUCAUGCAGGCCGGUGCGCGCUCAUCCCCGUGCGGGCUGAAACCUGCACACCCCCACAUGCACCCACACUCUUGCACACUUAGGAUGUGUCAAGGAAAGAAAAAAAAAAAAAGCAAUUUCUUGCUUACACUGUUUGACUGGAACUUGUUACCUCCAAACUCCAGGGCUCAGUCUUGGCCAUUCACAUCCUCUUCUGUGUUACACCAGGCAAUCUGACACAGGGAGUAGAGGAGCCAGAAAUAGCGCAAUGAGAACCUUCCCCAGAUCUAGGACUUCCUCCCAUGAAUUUGUGCCAUGAAUUUGACAUCAUAGACUCGUACAAGUGGUGAAAGAAGCAAGCACUGGAUUUCUUUUGUCCAACUAGAAGUGAAGAAAUGAUUACGUGACUUCCUGGAGGCCAGCAUCUCAUCAUGUAUCGCAGUGUGCAAACCAAGGACACGUGCUAGGGAUGGACACUCUUGUAAUCAACUUACUUUCGUCUUAUUUUAUAAAAUGACUUUUUUAUUACUUUUUUUUAAAACUAAGCAAGAAAUAUAAAUGAUAUUGUUUUGUAACAUAUUUUUUUUAAAUAACGAAGAAACCUCUUGCUACUUUGGCAAUGUGGACAUAUUUAUUUUAAUAUGUAAAAUGCUAUUUAUAAGAGCUGACCAGAGAACCAUUCAUAUGUCUUUGUAAAGUUGUAUAUGCUGCUCAUUUGGAUGGGAUUUCCUUAUGAUCUCUUGGCUGAGAGUGGUGUUGACAUUUUAUAAUAAUGAGACUCUGGUGUUCCCCUUGCAGCAUGCUUUGUCAUUCUCUCUAAAGAAGAGAUUGUAGUAUAUGAAGAUGGAGAUUUUCGCCCAGCAUCUGCUGCUUGCAUCCUUGCACGGCAUUUUUCAGCUUGAGGAUUGUGAUGUGUCAGGUAUUCCAGGGCAUUGCAUUUUAAGUGCGUUUUAAAAUCUGUUUUUUACAGUAGUUAAGAAACGUUUGAUUCAAGCAGGCCUGUCUUAAAAGGCAAAGCUUUUCCGACAUAAAAGAGAGCACAAGACAAGAAACAACAUAUUUCCAUUCCUCUCAUCGUUUGCGAACACACCCUCCUCUUUGAAAGAGAACAGGGGAGGGAUCAGAAGUGUGGCUGAAGCUGGAGACAGCAAGAGGCUGUUCCUUGGAGCAGAAAGCUUGCACAAAAGCUUCACUACAGCGCGCUGCAGCAGUGCAGGCAAACCUGUGCACAGAGCACAACUUACAUCCUUUCUGCAGAGGUUCUUAACGCCUCCUUUGCGUUGACUUGCACUGUGGUAAUGGUUACGCAGUGCAUAAGUGACAGAACAUUAGGGCCUAACAUUAGAAAAGUUCCAUGCGCUUUCAAGAGAGAGCUUACCAGGUUAAAAGGGCAGCGCUGUCUGUAAGAUCCCAACCGUUCUGUUCCUUUCUAUGGACUGCAGCAAACACUCAGGCAGCACCACGCUGGGAAUCAGUUCUGCUGUGCGAGAUGGGGCUUAGGACACAGCUCAGAUGAAGUGGUAAGGAGAAAAUGAACGGUGCUCCCAGCAGAACUGAAAUGCAAGGAAGCUGUCAGUGGAGUUUCCAUAUUGUUUGUGUAGGAAUUACUAAUAUCUUGCAUGUUUUGAUAGCUGCUGUAACAGUAACGUUGUUCUGACUACACUUUUCAUGCCGCUAAGCUGAGAGGCUUCUUCGAUGCAGGGAACAUUUGAAAGCAUCCAGAAAGGUGGGAUUCCUUCAAGGGCCAGCGUUGCUUAGGGUCGAUCAAUGCAGAGCGCUGGUACCUGAGCAGCAGCCAGAAUUGCUGCCAUGCACUUGUUCUUGUGUUGGGAGCAUCGAGGGAAACUGCUGCAUCUGUCAGUUGUUCUCCGAAUGAUCGUGCACAGGGUGAUGCAUUUUGAUGGCAAGUGCCCUGGUCUGCGUCCAGCGAAGUUUCCGCCAGGAAAUGUAUAAAUGCCACAGUUCAAGUUUGCAAUAUUUUCCACAGAGCUGGUUGCCUGUAUUUCUAAAACAUUAAUUCAAAGGCUGAUUUCUAAAAGGCAAGGAAUGUUCAGAGGGGUUAUAUGACAUCUAUUUUUUUUUCUUGCAAACAGAGGAAAAAAUUCCCUGGAAGUCGGCAAUCUCUCAUUUAGCUUAGUGUGGCUCUGCAACAGUCUUUUGAAAGGUAUAACAGAGCAGAAGCCCUCAGAAAUAUAAUUAUGGGAGGAAUUUGGCUAAUUUAUUAGAAAAAUUAUAUGAUGUGGUUGCCAGCAGUAGCUGGUAACUGGAAUCUGUAACCCAGGGGGUCAUUUCCAGUUCUAUAUUUCUUCUGGUACUUGUGCAAUAAAUAUAAUUUUCCCAA
This is a messenger RNA of Numida meleagris (helmeted guineafowl), 4288 nucleotides long. RefSeq names its product NOTUM, palmitoleoyl-protein carboxylesterase (gene NOTUM). Gene Ontology annotation, molecular function: hydrolase activity. Bases 1003 to 1887 code for a protein of 294 amino acids. NCBI's taxonomy places the organism in Eukaryota, Metazoa, Chordata, Aves, Galliformes, Numididae. The record is from RefSeq and is a predicted model, not a curated record. The transcript is spliced from 9 exons.